AAAUCGUAAUCAUCAUCGGACCGCUUCCCAACGCCAUCACCUCCCAACUAUUCUCUCUUUCUCUAAUUCAUCUCUCUUCCUCUACCUACCGCAAUGUCCGCAACCGCCACUCGCCUCCGCCGCGUCGCCGCCGUUGCUACAGCGGUAGCUGUUACUGCCUGCGGUGGUGCUGUUCUCUUACCUCCGUCUGUUUCUUCCAAUGACCGCGGCGUUGGCCCCGUCGUAGAGUCCAUGAGGCGGACGAUCAGUGAUCCAAACGCCAUUGUUCCUUCCAGAAGUGUCCAGGAAUCGACUCUGAUCGGUGCCAGCUCGACUAGUCCACUCGACAUCCUGGUCGUAGGCGGCGGUGCCACCGGCUGCGGCGUUGCUCUCGACGCUGCCACUAGAGGCCUCCGUGUCGGCCUUGUUGAGCGAGAGGAUUUCUCUUCCGGAACGUCUUCUCGGUCUACGAAGCUAAUUCAUGGAGGGGUCCGAUACUUGGAGAAAGCUGUCUUUAACGUUGACUACGGGCAAUUGAAGCUGGUUUUCCAUGCACUUGAGGAGCGUAAACAGGUUAUUGAGAAUGCGCCUCAUCUCUGCCAUGCCUUGCCAUGCAUGACACCUUGUUUUAACUGGUUUGAGGUAGUAUACUACUGGAUGGGCUUGAAAAUGUACGAUUUGGUCGCAGGACGCCAUAUAUUACAUUUGUCCAGAUAUUAUUCAGUGCAAGAAUCUAUUGAGCUCUUCCCUACUCUUGCAAGAAAGGGUAAAGAUAAAAGCUUGAGGGGCACAGUUGUGUACAAUGAUGGGCAGAUGAAUGACUCUCGCCUAAAUGUUGGAUUAGCUUGCAGUGCUGCACUUGCUGGAGCAGCAGUGCUUAACCAUGCAGAAGUUGUAUCAUUUCUUAAAGAUGAAGGUUCCGAGAGGAUAAUUGGUGCAAAAAUUCGUGACAAUCUGUCAGGCCAAGAAUUCGAAACCUAUGCAGAAGUUGUUGUGAAUGCGGCUGGACCAUUUUGUGACUCUGUAAGGAAAAUGGCUAACAAGGAUGCACAGCCCAUGAUUUGUCCUAGCAGCGGUGUACAUGUUGUUCUCCCUGAUUAUUAUUCUCCUGAAGGAAUGGGUUUGAUUGUCCCUAAAACUAAGGAUGGACGUGUUGUUUUCAUGCUUCCAUGGUUGGGGAGAACUGUAGCUGGCACUACGGAUUCUAAUACUUCCAUCACUGCACUUCCAGAACCACAUGAGGAUGAAAUACAAUUUAUACUUGAUGCUAUAUGUGAUUAUCUUAACGUCAAGGUACGACGCACAGAUGUUCUUUCUGCUUGGAGUGGUAUUCGUCCAUUGGCAAUGGAUCCUACUGCAAAGAACACUGAGAGCAUCUCUCGAGAUCAUGUUGUUUGUGAGGAUUUUCCUGGUUUGGUCACAAUAACUGGUGGAAAGUGGACUACUUAUCGAAGCAUGGCAGAAGAUGCGGUGAAUGCAGCUAUCAAGUCCGGUAAGCUAAGCCCUAGGAAUGAAUGUAUAACAGGCAACCUACGGCUGGUUGGUGGAGAUGGAUGGGAAAGCUCAUCUUUUACUGUACUUGCUCAGCAGUACAUACGCAUGAAGAAGACACAUGGUGGGAAAGUUGUUCCAGGAGUAAUGGACACAGCUAGCGCAAAGCAUUUGUCUCAUGCUUAUGGGACCUUAGCGGAACGAGUAGCCACAAUAGCUCAGAAUGAAACACUGGGUAAGAGGCUUGCCCAUGGUUACCCAUAUCUGGAGGCCGAGGUUGCAUACUGUGCUCGAAAUGAGUACUGUGAAUCUGCUAUUGAUUUCAUUGCCAGGAGAUCUCGCCUUGCUUUCCUUGACACAGAUGCAGCAGGCCGAGCAUUGCCGCGAAUUAUCGAAAUACUUGCUAAGGAGCACAAUUGGGACCGGUCCAGGCGGAAGCAAGAAAUGCAGAAGGCUAGAGAAUUUUUGGAAACUUUCAAGUCAUCGAAGAAUGCACAGUUCCAUGACGGGAAACACCAGUAGUGACUAGUGAUUAACUUUGCUUUUAGGGUUUUCGAUAUCGAUGAAACAGAAUUUUAAAGCUCAAAGACUCUCUGUUAAGUUUUCCAAUGCUCAUACAGGUAUGUAUAUCAUCUUCAUUCUACUGCACAAGCGGAAUGUCAUAGCAUGAACAUACUUCGAAGGCACUCGGUUUUAUUGAGCUUGCUUUACAUAUAAUAAGUAAUAACGCAACUUUUUCCUUAAUUAAUGCAAGUGUUUAUUGUAUUA
Messenger RNA from Gossypium raimondii (Peruvian cotton), 2238 nucleotides. Its product is annotated as glycerol-3-phosphate dehydrogenase SDP6, mitochondrial. Gene Ontology annotation, molecular function: glycerol-3-phosphate dehydrogenase (quinone) activity. Lineage: Eukaryota; Viridiplantae; Streptophyta; Magnoliopsida; Malvales; Malvaceae. Gene Ontology annotation, biological process: glycerol-3-phosphate metabolic process. The record is from RefSeq and is a predicted model, not a curated record. Gene Ontology annotation, cellular component: glycerol-3-phosphate dehydrogenase (FAD) complex; mitochondrion. The coding region runs from base 94 to 1992 and encodes 632 amino acids. The transcript is spliced from 7 exons.